UGAAAUAAUUUAUAAUUUUAUUUAGUUAUCGUAGUUACGUUUCACUGUGAGGACUUGUUUGAAUAUUUUAGUUACAGAAAUAUAAGUAUAUCUUAUUAUUAACAUAAUUGAUAACAGAAUAGAGAUGACUUCCUUACCUAUUGUGUCAAUAACAAGAAGAGAAACCUUCAGUUCAUGCCAUCGAUUACACAGCCCGUUUUUAGGUGACGAAGAGAACAAAAAAUUAUAUGGAAAAUGUAACAAUCCUAAUGGACAUGGUCAUAAUUAUGUUGUGCUUGUAACAGUAAAGGGUCCUGUAGAUCCACAAACAGGAAUGGUGAUGAAUGUACAUGAUCUAAAACAAUACAUGAAAGAUGCAAUAAUGGAUCCACUUGAUCAUAAAAAUCUGGAUCAAGAUGUGCCAUACUUUAAAGCUGUUGUGAGUACUACUGAAAACUUGGCAAUUUUUAUUUGGGAUCAAUUGCAAAAGUUAAUGCCAAAGCCACAAUUGCUACAUGAAGUAAAAAUUUUGGAGACUGAAAAGAAUCAUGUUGUGUAUCGUGGAGGGACUACAUUUCCCCGCAAAAAGGUGGACUCUUCUCACUUACAUCCGGGAAACCAUAACCAUGUGUCUUCUGAUUCUGACUAGUUAAGUUCACCUAAACUAAAAUGAUAAAGGAAAAAUAUAUGGUUAUCACAUUAAUUUCACAUAUGGACAGCAUUAAUUUGAGUUUCUUACAGUUUUGGUUUCCAAUUACCAUAAUAAUCUCAAUUAAAUUUUAUUCUCUAUGUAAUAUAAAUUUGUGUUGAAUUACUAUAAAAAUUGAAUAUUCAUCAUUUUGUUACCUAGUAUUUUUUAUUGGUUAUGCAAAUGUUGCAUUCCAACCAAUGUUUGUGGUGUAGAAAUGUGAAUAGAAUGAAUAGAUGGAAUUUAUGAAUCUGACUAUUUUUAUACUGCCAUUUUAAAAAGGCCAUUCCAUUAUGACAUUAGGUUAAGAGUUGCUAGUCUACUACGAAAAUGUUUAUGCUCCACUAUUAUAUAAUUAAAAUAAUGAUGUUAUUCUAGCGCACAGUUUAUUUAGCAAUUGGUGUGGCUUGCAUUUUUUAAAUGCUACCUUUUGUAUGUUUCUUUUAAUAAAAAUUUUAUAUCAAUUUU
Molecule: messenger RNA, 1135 nt
Organism: Pieris rapae (cabbage white)
Lineage: Eukaryota; Metazoa; Arthropoda; Insecta; Lepidoptera; Pieridae
Gene: purple
Product: 6-pyruvoyl tetrahydrobiopterin synthase
Exons: 4
Coding region: 125-628 (167 amino acids)
Biological process (GO): tetrahydrobiopterin biosynthetic process
Cellular component (GO): mitochondrion
Molecular function (GO): 6-pyruvoyltetrahydropterin synthase activity
Source: RefSeq, a predicted model, not a curated record